Scutellospora calospora is the source of this 240-nucleotide messenger RNA. NCBI's taxonomy places the organism in Eukaryota, Fungi, Glomeromycota, Glomeromycetes, Diversisporales, Gigasporaceae. The record is from the annotation of a GenBank genome assembly.
AUGGCGAACUCUUUAGAAGGACAAAUUCAAAAAGAAAUUUCAGAAAGACACAUUAAUUUUAUUAAAUAUAAUAAUUUUAAUAAAAAUCAGAAAUUGAUUGGAGAAGGUGGAUUCGGCAUUGUGCGCGAAGCUUUAUGGGAGGAAUGCGAAUUGCCAGUUGCUCUUAAAAUGCUAAAGGGUGAUUUAAAGCCGACUGAUAUAAAUGUAAAUGAUAAAGAUAUACGUGAAUUUGUUAAGGAG